Molecule: messenger RNA, 1697 nt
Organism: Macrobrachium nipponense
Lineage: Eukaryota; Metazoa; Arthropoda; Malacostraca; Decapoda; Palaemonidae
Product: membrane protein BRI3-like
Exons: 6
Coding region: 732-1073 (113 amino acids)
Source: RefSeq, a predicted model, not a curated record
AUACUUCAAUAGUUAGUUGAGUUCCAGUCAUUGGAAAGGAAUCUUGGAGCGAUAAUGCAACAAUUGUUGGAUGCUGCAGUCUUUGAAAUGAAGCCUAUCAGAUCGCACUUGGCAUUAAAUGGCAAAGGCACAUUUGUACUGUAACUAAGAAAUUCAACAGCGUUCGGAAUACUGAUGACUGAAGACGGAGGAAGAAAGGACUUCGAAGUCGCUUACAACUGACUUACACUAAUGUUUACAAAGAAGAAAAUCUGAGAGGGAGAGAAAGAGAAAGAGAAAGAGAGAGGUCGAAACACAAGUAGGAAGAUAAGCAGACGGGGCCGCGGAUAAGAUAAGCAACAGAAAGGAUUCAGAAUUUCAGUGUCGGGAAGGCAGCCGGACUGUACGCUUAAGCUGGAACAUCGCUCCCAAGAGUCUUACCAGUGUAUAAUUAUUAUUCUCACUACUUCCCUGUUUUAGCCAAAGAAUUCACCUGCCAGGAGGUAGAUCGAGAAUAUGGCGAGUUCCCGCUGAUGUUAUCAACAAGAACAUUCUUAAGGGAAGGUUCUUGUAAGGAGUUUGCAAGUUGUUUACAUUGAGAGAGAUGCGGAAACACCACUCUGAAAAGAAGUAAUAUUGCAGUAGUACUAGGCUUCGCUUUUAAACUUACGUCGAUAAGGGAGGAUAAAAUCCAACUGGAGUAUUUGUUUGAUUACUAACGCUAUCAAUGAGAGAAUAAGGAAUGGUCAAAGAUGGCGACCACUCGCUCGGACAUAAGCAGUAAGAGUCUGCCGAUUCUCAACCCCGUUUUCGACCAAGAAGUAUCCUUGCCGGCAACGCACCUGGGUCAUGUGACCUACUCAGAUAUUCAUCGUCAAACUCCAGGUACCGUUCAUGUCAUCAGCGGCCGCCCCAUUGUACAGCCUGUAGUGAUCAAUGGACCGCGAUGCCCUUAUUGUGGUAUGGGAGUGCUACAACCUCAGUUCACCCUGUGCGGCCUUUUAUUCGCCCUCUUCUUCUUCCCCUUCGGCAUCAUCCUUUGCUUCCUUCUUAGAGAAAACAUCUGCACGAACUGCCACCUGGCCUUUGCAUAACGAAGGAUGCUCCUCUAGCUCAUGACCUCGGAACUAGCUGACGAUGGAAAUACUUUGGAUUUUUCUCUCUGCUGACAACCUGAAAGGAGGAGGCAGGAACCAGAAUCCUAUAGGAUCUUGUUAAAAGCUGACUGCCCUCCAAGGAACCUUUCAACAAUCCUUGCCAAGUCUCACCUAUCUUGACAGAUUUCAACAAAAUACUCCCAUAUUCAUGACAUCCAUAUUUCUUGAAGGGAAGGUUCCACAAACAUGGUGCUUAUGUAGAUAACUAUUCAUCAUUCAUCAUCAUUAUCAUUCAUCUUUUAUGCUUUUAUCGGCACUGGGAAAAUGUAUUUCACAUUAUGCAAAGUUUUAAACAAGAAUAUUGUGGAGAAACUUUACAUGAGUAUCUUGCAUUAACUUUUCUGUGAUUUUAAUAUGUAAUAGUCUUCUAUCUUGGGAGAUAAUUAUUAUUAUGACGUAGGAUAAGGUAGAUUUAAGUGGAAAAUAUAAGGCAUUUAGUUUGUAGUGUGCAUUGAAGUGUGUGUAACAGUAAUAUGACUUGACGAGCCAAGUAUGAACGAGGAUGAAAUGUUAACGAGUUAUGCGAAUACUUGCUAAGGAAAAUAAAUAUUUCUUACCAGA